Messenger RNA from Gorilla gorilla gorilla (western lowland gorilla), 3945 nucleotides. It is a transcript of the gene ZFP69B, whose product is annotated as ZFP69 zinc finger protein B. Bases 432 to 2039 code for a protein of 535 amino acids. Gene Ontology annotation, biological process: regulation of cytokine production; negative regulation of transcription by RNA polymerase II; regulation of immune system process. Lineage: Eukaryota; Metazoa; Chordata; Mammalia; Primates; Hominidae. The record is from RefSeq and is a predicted model, not a curated record. The transcript has 6 exons. Gene Ontology annotation, cellular component: nucleoplasm; nucleus. Gene Ontology annotation, molecular function: RNA polymerase II cis-regulatory region sequence-specific DNA binding; DNA-binding transcription repressor activity, RNA polymerase II-specific.
CCGCUGCGCAGGCGCACUGGGCCCCGACUGCCCGCCGCAGCGCUACGUGGGAGAUUGGCCGCGCAGUGCCGGGACCCGGCUGCAGCGGUGGGAAGGCGGGGGCGUGCCGGCCCAGCGGGGAGAGGCAUCUGCAGGGGCUGCUGAGAGUAAAUACUUGGCGCCUCCAGCUGCUGGCCAAGGAGACAGAUGGAGCUCAAGUUGGGAGAUGCGCCCUGAGAGCCGAUGAUAGACACAAGUCCAGAUCUCGGAUUUUGAUACUGUAUGUUCCCUGGGUUCCUGAAAGAGGACAUUGAGGAGUAGGAGUCGGCGAUUAAGGAGAUCGGUACAAUUGGGAAGCCUCCUGUUAGAGCUUCCAGCAAUUUCCUCAUCAGAGGUGGACAAGCCCUAUGGGCUAAGACAGAGGGUCCUCAGAAAGGAGUGCGGACGCCGUCAUGCUGCAGCAGCUCCUGAUCACCCUGCCCACCGAGGCCAGCACCUGGGUGAAGUUGCGUCAUCCAAAGGCGGCCACGGAGCGGGUGGCCCUGUGGGAGGAUGUGACUAAGAUGUUUAAAGCAGAAGCUCUGCUGUCUCAGGAUGCUGAUGAGACCCAGGGAGAAAGUUUAGAGAGUAGAGUGACCCUUGGAUCCCUGACAGCAGAAUCCCAGGAACUGUUAACCUUCAAGGACGUAUCUGUGGACUUCACUCAGGAGGAGUGGGGGCAGCUGGCCCCUGCUCACCGGAAUCUGUACCGGGAGGUGAUGCUGGAGAACUAUGGGAACCUGGUCUCAGUGGCAGGAUGUCAGCUUUCCAAACCUGGCGUGAUUUCCCAGUUGGAGAAAGGAGAAGAACCAUGGCUGAUGGAGAGAGAUAUUUCAGGAGUUCCAAGUUCAGACUUGAAGAGCAAAACAAAAACCAAAGAGUCAGCCUUACAGAAUGAUAUUUCGUGGGAAGAAUUACAUUGUGGCCUAAUGAUGGAAAGAUUUACAAAAGGAAGCACCGUGUAUUCCACCUUGGGAAGAAUCUCCAAAUGUAAUAAGCUAGAAAGCCAACAAGAGAACCAAAGAAUGGGUAAGGGGCAAAUCCCCUUGAUGUGCAAGAAAACAUUCACUCAGGAGAGAGGCCAAGAGUCUAAUAGAUUUGAGAAAAGAAUUAAUGUGAAGUCAGAAGUUAUGCCAGGACCAAUAGGUCUUCCAAGAAAAAGAGAUCGUAAAUAUGACACACCUGGAAAGAGAAGCAGAUACAACAUAGAUUUAGUUAAUCAUUCAAGGAGUUAUACAAAAAUGAAAACCUUUGAAUGUAAUAUUUGUGAAAAAAUCUUCAAACAGCUUAUUCACCUUACUGAACACAUGAGAAUUCAUACCGGGGAGAAACCUUUCAGAUGUAAGGAAUGUGGAAAAGCCUUUAGCCAAAGUUCAUCUCUUAUUCCACAUCAGAGAAUUCAUACUGGUGAGAAACCCUAUGAAUGUAAGGAGUGUGGGAAAACCUUCAGACAUCCUUCAUCGCUUACUCAACAUGUUAGAAUUCAUACCGGGGAGAAGCCCUAUGAAUGUAGGGUAUGUGAGAAAGCCUUCAGCCAGAGCAUUGGACUGAUCCAGCAUUUGAGAACUCAUGUUAGAGAGAAACCUUUUACAUGCAAAGACUGUGGAAAAGCGUUUUUCCAGAUUAGACACCUUAGGCAACAUGAGAUUAUUCAUACUGGUGUGAAACCCUAUAUUUGUAAUGUAUGUAGUAAAACCUUCAGCCAUAGUACAUACCUAACUCAACACCAGAGAACUCAUACUGGAGAAAGACCAUAUAAAUGUAAGGAAUGUGGGAAAGCCUUUAGCCAGAGAAUACAUCUUUCUAUCCAUCAGAGAGUCCAUACUGGAGUAAAACCUUAUGAAUGCAGUCAUUGUGGGAAAGCCUUUAGGCAUGAUUCAUCCUUUGCUAAACAUCAGAGAAUUCAUACUGGAGAAAAACCUUAUGACUGUAAUGAGUGUGGAAAAGCCUUCAGCUGUAGUUCAUCCCUUAUUAGACAUUGCAAAACACAUUUAAGAAAUACCUCCAGCAAUGUUGUGUGAAAUAUACUAAACAUCAAAGAAUCUAUGUUGGAGCAAAAGAUUCUAAAUCAGUGGUUCCCUGAUCCCUCAAAAAUCCAUUUGUUUUUGGAUUUCCAAAAACAAACAUUAAAAAAAAAUGGUUUGGCACAAUGUUCCCAACUCUUAAUUUUGCCAUAUUAAAAACACACCUAUUAUCAGCAUUGUUUCAGAAAAGAAAGGACAUUUUAAUAUUUUUAAAUGUAGGAACAGUUCCCCCCUCCAUUUUUUUUUUUUUUUUUUUUUUGAGAUGGAGUCACUCUGUCACCUGAGCUGGAGUGCAGUGGCGUGAUCUCAGCUCACAGCAACCUCCACCUCCCAGGCUCAAGCAAUUCUCCUGCCUUAGCCUCCUGAGUAACUGGGAUUACAGGUGCCUACCACCACACCCGGCUAAUUUUUGUAUUUUGAGUAGAGACAGGGUUUCACCAUGGUGGCCAGGCUGGUCUCGAACCAUUCAGGUGAUCCGCCCAUCUCGGCCUCCCAAAGUGCUGGGAUUACAGGUGUGAGCCACCGUGCCUGCCCCACCCCCACCCCCGACCCAGACCCUUUUUUAAAAAACAGUUUCACUCUUGCCCAGGCUGGAGUGCAGUGAUGUCAUCAUAGUUCACUGCAGCCUCAAACUCCUGGGCUCAAGCAGUCUUCCUGCCUCAGCUUCCCAAGUAGCUAGGCCUACAGAUGUGCACCACCAUGUCUGGCUAAUUUAUUAUUAUUAUUAUUAUUAUUAUUAUUAUUAUUAUUAUUAUUAUUGUAGAGACAGUCUCACUAUGUUGCUGGACUGGUCUCAAACUCCUGGCUCCAAGCAGUUCUCCCACCUCAGUCUCCCAAUAUGCUGCGAUUACAGACAUGAGCCACUGUGUCUGGCCAGGAACAGCCUGUUAUAUUACGUCAGCUUUAUGACAAACUCCCACAUUUAUCUUUACUUUUCCCAGUUCACUAUGUGCCAGUGAAAUUUCAUGGCAUGUUAGUGAUCUGUGGAUUAACUUUUGAGAAACACUGUUUUAAGUAUCCCUUUAAUAAAUCAGAAUAAAAUAUAGUACAGCCUUUUACUCUGGCCCUUUAUAUGGCUAGAAGAGGUAGAAAUUAAAAUGUUGAUUCUCAUUUCUAGAAGAAAAAAUGUUAAAGGGAGUUUUCUACCAUUGAUAGAUAACUUACUGUACAUGAGAUGCUUAUUUAUAUUUUAUGGUUUUCUAUAGAGCAAGAAUUGGCAAACUUUCUGUAAAGGGCCAGAUAGUAAAUACGUUAGGUGUUGUGGGCCAUGUGGUCCCUGUCACAACUAUUCAACUUCCCCAUUUUAGUACAAAAACAGCCAGAGACAAUAUAUAAACUACAGUAUCUGAACCUUGGCACUGCCAAUAUUUUGGACUGGAUAAUACUUUGCUAUAGGAAGCUGCCUGGUGCAUCCUGGGAUGUUUAGGGGAAUCCUUGGCUUCUGCCCACAAGAUGCCAGCAUUCAAUGCUGAUAGCUGCCCCUCCCCCAGUUGUGACAGUCAAAAAUGUCUCCAGACAUGGCCAGGUGUACCUAGAGGCCAAAAUUGUCCCUGGUCGAGACCCACUGAUGAAUGUGUGCAAUAGUGGUUCCCAUAAACUGCAUUUAAAAAACAGCUGUUAGGUUUCAUUUGGCUCAAGGGCUGUCAUUUUUCACUCCUCCCCCUAUAGAGUAUGUAAAAUGAUUAGAAAUGACAACAGACUAUCAUUUAGUAUCAGAUUAGUAUGUGUAUAUGCCAUAAAUUAUUUCCUUGGCAAUUCCUUUAGUAUUUUUGUUGCAAUAAUUCUUUAAGUGUUACAUUUGUAAUGCUGUCUUAGAGCCUAGGACUUAUUUUUGGAGAUAUUUAUGCAGACUUCCCUCUAUAAUGAUCGGUUUUUUAGUAUGAUUAAUCCAUAAAUAUUUUGA